Molecule: messenger RNA, 1752 nt
Organism: Medicago truncatula (barrel medic)
Lineage: Eukaryota; Viridiplantae; Streptophyta; Magnoliopsida; Fabales; Fabaceae
Exons: 3
Coding region: 92-1594 (500 amino acids)
Source: RefSeq, a predicted model, not a curated record
AUGCAACGAAUCAAUUAAAAUGACAUGUCAAAAACAAAAAACAAAACAAGAGAGAUAUCAAGUUUUGCACUAAACCUUCUUUAGUUUUGUUAUGGCUUCCAACCAAGAACCAAAAUUUCCUUUGAGACUUUUGGUUGACAAAGAAAAAAACCGUGUAGUUGUAGCUGAAUCAAAGAGUGAUUUAAUAGACAUUUUGUUUAGUUUUCUCACACUUCCAUUAGGAACCAUCAUUAGGCUAGUUUCCAAGAAUCAACAUGAUCAUAUUCAUGAAAUUAAUGAUCAACCAGAAGAGAUACUUGGUUGCAUCAACAAUCUUUACAAGAGUGUAGAAAAUUUAAAUGAUGGUGUUUUUUGGAACAGUAUUUGCAAGACAAUGUUGCUUUGUCCGCGAAACCCUUGCGAGAUUCUAUGCAAGAAGUUGAAGUUGAAUUUAGAUGAUUCAGAGACCAUAAAGUACUUUAUGUGUGGAAAAUGUUGUAGAGGGAGUGAUUGGUUUUUGAGUACUUUUGUUGGGGCAAGUUGUUGUUCUUGUGGGAAAUUGAUGGACAAAGAAAUGAAGUUGCAUGGAGAUUUUGGUGAAGAGAGUUAUAAUUUUGAUGAUGGUGUUUUUGUUAAGAAGGGAAGUUUGUAUUUGAUUUUUGAUGAUUUGAAAGUGUUGCAAAACUCUCCUGGUAAUUCUGUUCAGCAACUCAUUCAACUUGGAUAUAAAAACUUUCACAAGUUGACACAAGUGUCCUUGAAUGUUGGAUUGAAAGAGAUUUUGGACUUGCUAAAGCAAUCAUUAAUCUCCAAGUCUCCUCUCACUGAUAUAUUUUUGGCCAAUGAAGAAUUUAAAAUGAUGUCAACAUUCUCACCAAGACAAGAACCAAAGUUUGAAAAAUGGACUAAUAUAAAACUUAAGGUAAUGGUGAGAAAAUCAAAGAAGAAGAUACUAUAUGCUGAAGCUGAGGGAGAUUUUGUUGAUUUUCUAUUAAGUUUCCUCACAACACCAAUUGGUUCUAUUCUAGGACAAUUGAAUGGCAAUUUUUCUCUAGGAUGUGUGGAAAAUUUGCACACAAGUGUGAAAGAAUUCAAUCCUUCAUGGUUCAUAAGGCCUUUAGGUAAUCCCUUACCAAAUCCAAAAGUGGCUCCUCAAUUUGGUUGCAUGAAGCAACCACUAAUAAAUCUUUGUGAAGAAAAAGCUCCUACUUAUUGGUAUGGUCAUGGUGUGAUUAAAAAUCAUAUUUGUUAUUCCAAUGUGAAUGGAGUGGUAUCAAAGCAAAAACGUUUUGUAAAAAAUCCAGAAGCAAUGAAGCUUUUUGAUCCAAGAUCACCUAAUGGCACAAUUGAAUCUGCCUUGGGAUUUGUAAAGAGGCCAUCAUUAUUUAUUGUGUGGGAUGAUUUGCAAGUGACACCAUUUGCAAAUACUUCUAGCAUAUCAUUUUUGCACAAGAUGAAUGUACCAUUGGAUGAUUUGGAGGAGCAUAUAGUGAGUAUUGGAGAAACAGAGGCACUGAACCUGUUGGGAGCUUCUUUGACUUCUUCCAAAGAGGCUUUGACAGAAGGCUUGUUCUACCUCCUUAUGAAGAAUCCAAAGGAAGAAGUUACAGCUUGAAUUCAUCAGUUUGUGAACUCUGAAUGUAUUUCUUAUAUUUGUAUCUUGAAUUUGAUUCAUAAUGAGGCAUAUCAGUUUAUUGUGUCAUUUUAUUUGAACAUGAUAAUGUCAUUAGAAUAAUAAGUUGAAGGUUAUUAAAACUUCAUAAUUCUUACAAA